CUUUUGCUCACUGUGACAGCAAAGCGUGACACUGGAAACCACAAGCUGGGACUUACCAAGUGGCCUCUGGUCUUUUUUUACUGCAUUUCCUCUCUUUUUGUCUUAUCAUUUUCCAAGGAGGAGGCAUUUUCACUGACAGCUUCUUGAACAGCUCUGGGACAACAUUUUUCUGAGGAGGCAAGCUCUUGGCUGUAAUACUUCAUUGCAGUCAUGGCCCCUAAGAAGAAGAAUGUGAAAAAGAACAAAUCAGAUAUCAAUGAAAUGACUAUCAUUGUGGAAGAUGGUCCCCUCAGUAAACUAAAUGGCUUGAAUGGACUCUUAGAUGGAGGAAAUGGUUUCAGCUGCAUUUCAUCUGAAGUUGCUGACCCAUUAUAUAGUCCAAAUCUCUUGGAAGGUCUAAGCAGAAUGAGACAAGAGAAUUUUCUUUGUGACUUGACUAUCAGUACCAAAACAAAAUCCUUCAGCGUUCAUAAGGUUGUGAUGGCUUCAAGCAGUGACUACUUUCACAACAUCUUAAAGAAAGAUCCAUCCACUCAAAGAGUGGACCUCAACGAUGUAUCCCCAUUGGGUCUAGCUACUGUUAUUACCUAUGCUUACACAGGAAAGCUUACUCUCUCACUUUAUACAAUAGGUAGUAUUAUUUCCACAGCGAUUUAUCUGCAGAUUCACACCCUUGUAAAGAUGUGCUGUGAUUUUCUAAUUCAAGAAAUCAGUGUUGAGAAUUGUAUGUACGUUGCCAAUAUUGCAGAAACAUAUGGACUAAAAGCAACCAAGGAAGCUGCGCACAAAUUCAUUAGAGACAACUUCAUUGAAUUUUCAGAAACGGAUCAGUUCUUAAAACUUACCUUUGAUCAGAUUAACGAACUUCUUGCAGAUGAUGACUUGCAGUUGCCUUCUGAAAUUGUUGCAUUCCAGAUUGCAAUAAAAUGGCUGGAAUUUGACCAAAAAAGAGUAAAGUAUGCUGCCGAUCUCUUAAGUAACAUCCGUUUUGGUACCAUCUCAGCCCAAGAUCUUGUCAAUUAUGUUCAGACUGUCCCAAGAAUGAUGCAAGAUGCAGACUGCCAUAAGCUCCUAGUGGAUGCCAUGAACUACCAUUUGCUUCCCUAUCACCAGAAUACACUUCAGUCCAGAAGAACAAGGAUCCGUGGAGGUUUCAGAGUCUUAGUUACUGUUGGGGGGCGCCCUGCUCUAACAGAAAAGUCUCUUAGCAGAGACAUCUUAUACAGAGAUCCUGAAAAUGGAUGGAAGAAGCUGAGUGAAAUGCCAGCUAAAAGUUUUAACCAGUGUGUCACAGUGAUGGAUGGAUUUCUUUACGUGGCUGGUGGGGAAGACCAGAAUGAUGCCAGGAACCAAGCCAAGCAUGCAGUCAGCAAUUUCUGCAGAUAUGACCCUCGUUUCAACACCUGGAUUCACCUGGCAAACAUGAAUCAGCGGCGCACCCACUUUAGCCUGAAUGUGUUCAGUGGCCUCCUUUAUGCAGUAGGUGGCCGCAACUCUGAGGGGUGCCUCUCCUCGAUUGAGUGCUACGUGCCUGCAACCAACCAGUGGCAGAUGAAGGCACCCCUGGAGGUGCCCAGGUGCUGCCAUGCCAGUGCAGUGGUGGAUGGUCGGAUCCUGGUCACAGGAGGUUACAUUAAUAAUGCUUACUCUCGCUCGGUGUGCAUGUAUGACCCCAGUAAAGAUAGCUGGCAGGAUAAGUCCAGCCUCAGCACCCCAAGGGGGUGGCACUGCGCAGUGUCCCUUCUAGAGAGGGUCUAUGUUAUGGGUGGGUCUCAGCUAGGGGGGCGAGCUGAAAGGGUCGAUGUACUCCCUGUGGAGUGUUACAGUCCUUACACAGGGCAGUGGAGUUACGUGGCGCCACUUCAAACUGGAGUUAGUACAGCUGGUGCCUCCAUCCUUAACGGGAAAAUUUACUUAGUGGGUGGCUGGAAUGAAAUUGAAAAAAAAUAUAAGAAGUGCAUUCAGUGCUAUAACCCAGAUCUCAAUGAAUGGACAGAGGAAGAUGAGCUGCCUGAGGCCACUGUGGGUGUAUCCUGUUGUACCAUAUCCAUGCCCAGCACCAAGACGAGGGAGUCCAGGGCCAGCUCAGUCUCUUCUGUCCCAGUCAGUAUUUAAAUACGGGUCUAACCAGCAAUAUGUAAAAAUGUUUACCAGCACAGCAGUAUGAUUAACCCUUUAAGUAGCAUUUUUGUGCUUACAUGGGAAAAAAUAAUUGGCUUUGCAAAAGUUUUAACAGUGCAAAUUGACAAAUUUUCAUGGUCAUGCAGGUGGUAUGAAACAGCAUAUCAGGGUUAAGAUUAAUUUCUUAGCAGGAAGAGAGAGUUAAUCCAUAAUCCCAUAAAUGCAGACUUUCAUUCUCUUCCUGACUUUACCACUGACUUAGUGUACUAUCUGUGGCAAAUCAUUUCAUUUUGUUGUGCCUUGGUUUCCUCACCUGAAAAAUAGAGAUAAACUUGCUUUAGAGAAUUGUUGAGAGGCUUUUUAAAUACUGAGUUUGCAAUGCUUGCAGAACCCCAAAUGGAAAUCAAAUAUUGCUAGUAAUAAAUCUCAACAUACAUCAGAAAUGUGCCAUGUCUUCAUAAAAUUGAUCAGGUUUGUUCUUUUCUAAACAUAUUCUAUUUUGACAAAUGGAAGGAAAAAAAAUAGCAUAUGGCAUGUGCAUACUUUCCUUCCGGGCCAGUGGUAUUCACAAGAAAUUUCUCAAAACAUUUUCUCCUUCAGAAGUUAGAUCCCAUGAGAUUCUGCCAUGAAACCCUUUAAUUCUCAUAUCUAAUGCUGUGUCAUGACUUUCAGGAUCCGAAUCCAACAAAAUCCAUCUUAGUUCAUGAAAGUGCUAUGGGCCAGCCCCAAGGGCUGUCUUGGGUGCCAGACUGCUCUCUUGACCUCCAUGUGUACAUCAAGGAACAUCAUCUCCUCCUCAUGCCAGGCAGACAUUCCUGUCAUUACAGGUAGAAGGCAAGUCAGUAUGUCUUCAGUCUGUCUUCUCCUGUUCCUACUCUUCUCAUCUAUGUAGGAAUGUACCUGUGGCUUUUCUUCUUCUCCGGGAAGGCCCUCACCAAUGCAAGGAUCUAGGAGCUGUCACAGCAGAGGCAAAACUUGGAAGCUGAGUUCAUACCAGUAGGCACCAAGGGCUAAUGGUGUCUGAGCUUGGAGCAGAUGCACAAAGCCUCUCUGUCACCCAGUAUUAUACUGGCAAAUAACAGUGGAAUGAGGAACAAAGAUGGAAUAAGGACUGCAGGAUUUGCCUUUAAGGAUAGGAUAUGUGAGGGAAACAGCAAAUCAUGUGAAAACUGGAUGAAGUUAAAUAGACUUUCCUUAAUAGGAACAAAGAGAUACCUUAACACCUUUCUUACCAGGUGUAGGCACUACAUCACCCAAAGUAAUCUCCUCCUAAGCAUACCAGUAUGUACCUCCUUUUGAAGCUUUCAGUCCUAUUUAUGGAGGUUUUAUUCACAUUUAUCCAAAGGCUAGACUAAUGGUGUGCCUAUUGAAGUCUGUGAAGUUCUCCCAGGGAGUACAGAGAAGUCUUUGCUCAAUUUAGAUUAUUUUCAAGAACUUUUCUUCCUAAAUUCAGCAUGUAGUGGGGGAAUUAAGCAUGAAACCUAAUCCUAUUCCCUUAGCAGAAGAGAUAUGGAGUCUGUAAUGUCCCCUGAGAAUCUGAUACCGAAGGACUGCUGUCAGCACAAAAUGUCUACAUCCUUCUAUUUGGGAAGGAAAGAAGCAAUACAAGGAACUGUAAUGAUUUAAUAUAUGUAAAAAGGUAGAAGUUCACUGUCCUUAACAUAUUCAUAGAGGCUUCACACGCAGUUUCAUCAUAUUAUCAUUGACACCCCCAGGCCCUGAUGUCAAUGAGAAGGCAUGCUUUUAGCAAUAUUUAUAAGGCAGACAAAUUUUUAUCUCAUAUGCAAAAGGGGAAUGCUAUAAAAUUGUCUGUAAACACAGAUGUUGAGGCAAGCAUCUUCAGGACUCAUGCUCUGCUCUGUAGCUUUGUCGCAGCUACAUAUUGAGCAUCAGCAUUAGCAUGACACAGCAUUAGAGAUGAAGUAAUUCACUCAGUUACUGAGAUUAAACUCCAUGGUACAUGGUCCUGUUUUCCAGUUCUAACUAAGUGUUAAUAUCUGCAUCCUGACUACACAAUUUUAAAUCCUACAUUCUGCUUUUGAGUACUGCAUAUUAUUACAAUAUAAUGCAACUCAAUGACUUUUGGUCAGAGUAGCAAUGUCGUAUAGUUUUGUUUAAUUUAAUUAGCAUAAAGUUAUCCUUUAUCCCAUUGAAUUCAAAUGAAUAAUAAUUCAAACCCACAAUCACAGAACAAAACAUGGGAUUAUGUAACAGAGUAAGAUUACUUUGGGUUUAAUAUGAAAAUGCUGUUCUUGCCCAUUCCAGUCACCAAAAGCUUCCUGUGGAUGAGAACAAAAUUUCUCUUUUCCCAAAGCUGUGCCCAUGUGUUCCAUAUAAAAAUAUUUAGGAAACUCUUUAAAAAAUCCAUCUGCUCCUUUUUUCCUUUUUUGAAAUUUUAAUACUGUUACAUGAAGUAGCUUAUCCAGUCAGUCCAAUCUAGACACCUAUACACAUAUCCAAUUAUAACUGUAUACAUACUCCAGCUAUUUAGUGUUUCAAGGUACCCAUGAGAUGGUAUUUAGGAACUGAAGAAACAAUUAUUUUGGCCUCAAAUAUCCUUGGAUGAAUCUGUCAUAAACAAGUGUCUCUUUUUCCCUUUAGGAAUUCAGUUCCAAAAUUAUAUGAGUAGUCAAACAUUGCUGCAUACUCUCUUAUUUGUGAGCCAACACUUCCUAUACAUCAACAACCAUCUUCUGUUUCUGAGUAGAAAGUUAUUUGUGAGUGAUGGGCUAAGUGCAAUGAAACUACUCUCUUACUACUUAAAGGGUUAAAAGCACUGGGGGCCAAAUCCUUCUCAUCUCACUCAGAAAAAAGUUCCAUUGACUUCAGUGGGACUACUGAAUAAGGUGUACAGGAUUUCGAACUCUUGGCCAAAUUCUGGCAGAACAGUAGAUACAGAUGCCUUGCCAAAACUGUCAUACCCAGAAGGAAAGCUGCUCUACAGCCCCUACUGCCCUUGGCCGUGACAAAUCCAUAAAGACUUGUCCUAGGAUAGGAGCCAAGUACACUGGCUAUGUGUUCUUUCUAUAGCAGAAAUUAGGCACACACUUCAGGCCAAAAAUUGUAGGUAGGUUAAUAAAUGGUAUUGUUAUCAGUACAGCACUUUAGGGUGACUUUAUAUUAUUUUCUCUAAACAUCUGUUUAGGCUUCAGCUGCACGUUGAGCCAGGAUUUGGACCUCAAUAUGUGACAAUAUUAGCUGGACUUAGUAUUAUUUUGAUCAUACCAAUGUAUUCAGCUAUUUGUGACAUUUUUAUGUACAAUCUUGUUUUGUUAGAACUGUGAAAAAUGGUUUGUGUGUUGUGUUUUAUUGUCCAGUACGGUAUUUGCAAUCUCCAGGUGUUUUAAUAACAACAUCUCAGUUGAACUUCAAAUAUUGUAUAUCCCAAAAAUAAAUUUUGAAAUGCA
Neopsephotus bourkii (Bourke's parrot) is the source of this 5528-nucleotide messenger RNA. RefSeq names its product kelch like family member 31 (gene KLHL31). Lineage: Eukaryota; Metazoa; Chordata; Aves; Psittaciformes; Psittacidae. The transcript has 3 exons. The coding region runs from base 211 to 2115 and encodes 634 amino acids. The record is from RefSeq and is a predicted model, not a curated record. Gene Ontology annotation, molecular function: protein binding. Gene Ontology annotation, cellular component: cytoplasm; nucleus. Gene Ontology annotation, biological process: negative regulation of protein phosphorylation.